CAAGAUUAGCUUUAAAGAAUUUCUACCAUUGAUAGUCGAUAUCAGGUACAUUGGUACAAGCAAUCUUGAGCAGUUUUGCACAAACCCCCAAGCUCUACUGCCCGUCUCUGAAGCACCCCUCAAUUUCUGGACCUCGAGCUGCAGCUACCAGCACACUGCAUAUUUCAUCCACAUCUGCGCCUCAACCAAGCAUUACAACGACGGGAUACGCUUUUGAGAACAGCCCCUCGGAAACCGGACCUCAUUCGUAUUCGCGCUGCAGGCCUGAAUUAGGGCUUCGUUUCCAUUCAGGGCGCGAUCUAGAUCUAGAGCCACGAAACAAACAUAAGGAAACAUCUCCUUCCACCCGCCGCCCCCAAUGUCUGCAGGCGUAUUCUCUCUAGGUCCAGGUCCCAAAGACCUCGCGCGGCAGAUCCUCGAGCAUCAAGCUCCUCAAUACAAAUUCGGAUUCUCUCCAUUCCUCCUACAGACAUACCGUCAUGGCAUCGCUCCAGACCGUCCGGUAUGCAAAGCUUACCUGCAAGGCCACUGUCCGCUCGGGACGGCGUGUCCAGACAGACACACAUCUGCGAACAGCUCUUCGAAUUUCGGAAAUCUAGUCUGCAAGCAUUGGCUAAGAGGAUUAUGCAAGAAGGGCGAGAGUUGCGAGUUUCUUCAUGAGUAUAAUCUACGGAAAAUGCCGGAAUGUAACUUCUUCGUCAAGAAUGGAUAUUGCUCUAAUGGAGAUGAAUGUCUAUACCUCCACCUUGACCCCUCAUCCAAACUGCCUCCCUGCCCACACUACGAGAAAGGAUUUUGUCCUCUUGGCCCUUCCUGUGCACAACGACACAUCAGAAAAGACCUCUGCCUCUUCUACCUCGCAGGAUUCUGUCCCGACGGCAAGACAUGCAAGAAUGCGCAUCCUCGUUGGCCAAAAGACCUUCCCCAGCCAACCGUAAAAAUCGAGAAGGACCCAGAAGAGUUGUUAGAAGAACAAGUUCGAGCCGCAGAAAGACUACAGAGACAAGAAGAAGAAGAGCGCGAGAAAUGGGGUGGAGGCGGUGAUCGAGACGGGGGAGGGGAGAGAGGAGGUAGAGGACGAGGACGAUGGCACGGAGGGGGUGGCUACGGUGGUGGACGGAAUCGUGGCGGGCGAGAGAACCGAAGGGGGAGGUAUCACGGCUGAUCAUCUAACGGGC
Molecule: messenger RNA, 1178 nt
Organism: Mollisia scopiformis
Lineage: Eukaryota; Fungi; Ascomycota; Leotiomycetes; Helotiales; Mollisiaceae
Exons: 2
Coding region: 359-1165 (268 amino acids)
Molecular function (GO): metal ion binding; RNA binding
Source: RefSeq, a predicted model, not a curated record